Molecule: messenger RNA, 1365 nt
Organism: Lolium rigidum
Lineage: Eukaryota; Viridiplantae; Streptophyta; Magnoliopsida; Poales; Poaceae
Product: 3-ketoacyl-CoA synthase 6-like
Exons: 1
Coding region: 1-1365 (454 amino acids)
Biological process (GO): fatty acid biosynthetic process
Cellular component (GO): membrane
Molecular function (GO): acyltransferase activity, transferring groups other than amino-acyl groups
Source: RefSeq, a predicted model, not a curated record
AUGACACUAGCAGCUGCCAACCUCCUCCUACGAGCUGCACAACGAUUUGCUACCAUAGACUUUCUUUACCAACUGUGUGCUCUCCGACACAUCCACCUACUCUUGACCGUCAUUCUUGCCACGGUUAUCAUCUACCUCAUACGCAGGCCUAGAGCCGUGUACCUAGUCGACUACGCUUGCUUCAGAACUAGUAACGAGUGUCGAGUCCCAAAGGCCAGCUUCUUCGAGAACGCACGCCUUUCGCCCUUCUUGCGCGACUCUACCAUUGACUUCAUAGCUCGUGUGCUCGAGCGCUCCGGCUUGGGUGAAGAGACAUGCCUGCCACAUGCACAUCACUAUGAAGGCCAAGACUGCUGUCUCGAUGAAGCACGCGCCGAGGCCGAGCUGGUCGUCUUCUCAUCCAUCGACGACUUGUUGGCGAAGACGACGUUCAUCAGCCUGGAUGCGAUCGACGCCCUGAUCACCAACUGCAGCCUGUUCUGCCCGGUGCCAUGCAUCGCCGACAGGAUCAUGAACAGGUACAAGUUGCGACGCGACAUCCGCAUCGUCAACCUCUCUGGCAUGGGUUGCAGCGCCGGUGUGACCGCGGUGGGGCUCGCGAGGAACAUCCUGCAGGUCCUUCCUUGGGGAUCGCAUGUGCUGGUGGUGUCCACGGAGACCCUUGGUCCGUUCUACUACAAGGGGAACACGCGUUCCAUGCAGCUGGGAAACAUCUUGUUCCGCAUGGGCGGCAGCGCCAUGCUGUUGUCGACUUGUAAGAACAAGGCUAGGUUCAAGCUCACGCAUGUCGAGCGGACGCUCGUCGGUGCAGAUGAUGGUGCUUAUCGGUGCGUUUACCAGGAGGACGAUCGUGAGGGGAACAUAGGGCUCACUCUGUCAAAAGACCUCAUGGCCAUCGCUGGAGACGCGCUCAAGGCCAACAUCACCGCAACUGGGCCACUUGUCCUACCAACCUCAGAGUUGAUCAAGUAUCUUCUUUUCUCUGCAGCGAGGAAGGUGCUCCACCGGAGGAAUAUCAGACCAUACAUCCCCGACUUCCGCAUGGCAUUUGAGCACUUCUGCAUCCAUGUUGGUGGACCGGCGGUGAUCAACUCAGUACAGCUUGGCCUUGGUCUAUCUGACGAGCAUGUGGAGCCAUCGCGUAUGACGCUGCAUCGGUUUGGGAACCAAUCGAGUGCAUCCGUGUGGUACGAGUUGGCAUACAUCGAGGCUAAGGGCCGAAUGCGGAAGGGUGACAGAGUGUGGAUGAUCGGUUUCGGAGCUGGGUAUAAGUGCAACACUGCGGUGUGGGUAUGCACCCGACCAUCCGUUGAUGCCAAAGGGCCAUGGGCCAGCUGCAUCCACCGCUACCCGGUGAAUGUCUAA